Molecule: messenger RNA, 738 nt
Organism: Spinacia oleracea (spinach)
Lineage: Eukaryota; Viridiplantae; Streptophyta; Magnoliopsida; Caryophyllales; Amaranthaceae
Exons: 1
Coding region: 1-738 (245 amino acids)
Molecular function (GO): nucleic acid binding
Source: RefSeq, a predicted model, not a curated record
AUGGGUGACAGAACAUGCAUAAGGGAUUUGGCAAAGAUGUUCCAUAUUGGAGAAACAACCUUUUGGAGAAUGAUAAAAAGAGGUAAUGUUAGACCACACACAAAUCCUCUACAUCCUGGUUUGCAAGACCCCAACAUGGUACAAAGAGUCAAAUGGGUUAUAAAUUUACUAGAAGGGGACAAUCCACAAACAAAGAGGCAAUACCAACCAAUGUUUGAUUUUGUGCAUAUUGAUGAGAAGUGGUUCUACUUGAGCAAAAAAGCACAAAGGAUGUAUUUGGGGAGGGAUGAAAGGGGCAAAUACAAAUCAGGAAAGUCAAGCAAGUUUAUACCAAAGGUAAUGUUCACAGCAGCAAUUGCAAGGCCAAGAUUCAAUUCUCAAAAUGAAUGCACAUUUGAUGGCAAAUUGAUGAUCUUUCCAUUUACUUAUCAAGAAGCAGCAAAAAGGAAUUCAAAAAACAGCGACAAGGGAACAAUGGUCACUAAAGUGGUUGAACCAGUCAGAAAGAAGGAAACAAGCGACAUGCUCAUCAAUCACAUUGUACCAACAAUGAUGCGAAAAUGGCCUCCAAGUGAAGGUCCAAAAACAAUAUCCAUACAACAAGAUAAUGCAAGAACACACAUAACUCAAUCUGAUAUAAUAUGGCAACAAGUGCAUCAACAAGGAGACUUCACAUUCAUUCUUGUUCAACAACUACGAAACAGUCCAGACUUGAACAUAUUAGAUUUAAAUGUUUAG